This is a messenger RNA of Papilio machaon (common yellow swallowtail), 558 nucleotides long. It is a transcript of the gene RpS13, whose product is annotated as 40S ribosomal protein S13. Gene Ontology annotation, molecular function: structural constituent of ribosome; small ribosomal subunit rRNA binding. The coding region runs from base 79 to 534 and encodes 151 amino acids. The transcript is spliced from 3 exons. Gene Ontology annotation, biological process: translation. Lineage: Eukaryota; Metazoa; Arthropoda; Insecta; Lepidoptera; Papilionidae. The record is from RefSeq and is a predicted model, not a curated record. Gene Ontology annotation, cellular component: nucleolus; ribosome; cytosolic small ribosomal subunit.
UGCUUCUUCCGGCCACCAUCUUUUUGGUUUCUCUUGUUGUCGUUGUCAGAUCGGCGAAAUUUCUCUAAAGCCGUAACCAUGGGUCGUAUGCACGCACCUGGUAAGGGUAUUUCCCAGUCGGCAUUGCCGUACCGUCGUAGUGUACCUACUUGGUUAAAACUGACCGCGGAUGAUGUAAAGGAACAGAUAUUCAAACUUGGCAAAAAGGGUUUAACUCCCUCUCAAAUUGGUGUCAUGCUCAGGGAUUCACAUGGGGUUGCGCAAGUCAGAUUUGUAACUGGCAAAAAGAUCCUCCGUAUCAUGAAAGCAAUGGGUCUCGCUCCUGACCUACCGGAGGACUUAUACUAUCUGAUCAAGAAAGCAGUGGCUAUGAGGAAGCACUUGGAAAGAAACAGGAAAGAUAAGGACAGCAAAUUCAGGCUCAUUCUUGUUGAAUCCAGAAUCCACAGGCUGGCCCGCUACUACAAAACAAAGAGUGUGCUCCCUCCCAACUGGAAAUAUGAGUCAAGCACUGCCUCUGCACUGGUGGCUUAAGUUUUAAUAAACUAUGAAAAUCUA